Molecule: messenger RNA, 546 nt
Organism: Spodoptera littoralis (African cotton leafworm)
Lineage: Eukaryota; Metazoa; Arthropoda; Insecta; Lepidoptera; Noctuidae
Source: the annotation of a GenBank genome assembly
AUGGGAGUGCCCAUGAUCAAUAAAUGUUGCUUCUGCGCCACCCUACACACAGGAACCUUGAUUAUAGGAUAUGUUUAUACGGUAUGGGCGUUACUAGAGCUGGCAAUAUACUGCUUACUGGUGACACUGGCACCCCUGGGUAAAGAUGGGAACGUGUCAAUGCACAAAUAUGUGUUCUACGUGACUGCAGCCUGUGUUAGCGGGACACAUCUCAUCUGUUCUGUGCUCCUGGUAGUCGCCGCUUAUAAGAAACUAGCAUCCCUAACAUUGCCAUGGACAAUAGUGACGGGCAUCAUCACAGCGAUAUACUUCCUGCUCUCCUUCACCGGCAUCAGCCUGGUGCUGCAGGAUGAGGGGGAGAUGCUCGAGGUCGAGUCCAUCGUCAUAUUUAUACACCUCGCUAGAUCAUUUAUCUCAGUAUACUGCAUCAUAGUGGUGCACAGCCGACAUAAACAGAUCAUGCACGAGGAGGAUGAGUCCAGGUUCCAGCACUCUGGUCGAAUCUAUCAACCUGUGUCUGUGAAGGUGGAAGACCACGUUCUAUAG